Molecule: messenger RNA, 1221 nt
Organism: Kalmanozyma brasiliensis GHG001
Lineage: Eukaryota; Fungi; Basidiomycota; Ustilaginomycetes; Ustilaginales
Product: Transaldolase
Exons: 1
Coding region: 1-1221 (406 amino acids)
Biological process (GO): carbohydrate metabolic process; pentose-phosphate shunt, non-oxidative branch
Cellular component (GO): intracellular anatomical structure
Molecular function (GO): transaldolase activity
Source: RefSeq, a predicted model, not a curated record
AUGACGCCUCCCACUGCUACAAGCGUUGCCGUGCCUGCCGACAGCACCAUCGGCGUCGCUGCCAAGAUCAGCAAGAUCGCCAACAAGGAUGUCCAGCCGAAGGUCUCCGGCCUCAUUAAGGCCGAGACCACCUUCCACGUCGAUGUCGACUCGAUGGACCCCAAGGUCGCCCUCUCUCUGAUCGAGGCCGGUGUCCGACCUCACGAUCAGACUUCGAACCAGAUUUUGGUCGGCGAUGGUAUCAUUGACCCCGACAACCAGGAGAUGCUGCACAAGACCAUCUCCGAGGUGGGCUCGCAGGGCUGGGAAGCCGUCUACGACCGAAUGAGCGUUUUGCUCUGCAAGCGCAACAUUGGCAACAUCUCGAACCGCGUUCUGCUGCAGACGAGCCCUAGCGACGCCUACGACACCGCCAAGAUUGUCGACCAUGCUCGACGAUACGCUGCCGAGUUCGAGCGCGCCGGUAUCAACAAGGACCGAUUCUGCAUCAAGAUCCCUGCUACGGGUCCUGGUAUGAACGCCGGCCCAAUUCUGCUCAAGGAGGGUAUCCGAACUCUGGGCACUUCGCUCUUCAGCGUUCCUCAGGCGAUCGCUUCGUCCCAGGCUGGAUGUCUCUACAUCAGCCCUUACUUCAACGAGGUCAAGGCUCACGAUCCUGCCACUGGACUGUUCCCCAACGUGCGCAGUCCGGCUACGCAGCACCCCAUGUCGCCUCGCAUGGUGCAGAUUUACAACGUUUACAAGCAGCUUGCCGAGACGACGGGCAAGCCGCAGCCGCUGAUCAAGGGCGCCAGCAACAUUACGGCCGGCGAGGUGCUCGACAUGGCCAAGAUGGGCGUCCACCACGUGACCAUCCUCCAGCCCGUGCUCAAGCAGCUUUCCGAGCUCUCGGUGGAGUCUUCGUCCCAGCAGGGCGACAAGGACGAGCAAGCGCUCGACUUCGAGACGGGCAAGUUCGACGAGUCCAAGCCCUUCAGCCGCGAGCUGAUCGCCGAGAUGCAGGCGUUGGAGAAGAGCGACCCUCUUUCGCCUACAAAGGCUCCACUGGACUGGGGCGCGCACAUCGACUACCUCGCCAACCAGGGCGAGGAGCUCGAGAAGGCAAUCGAGGCCGACCCGCAGACCAAGCGCCGUCUGGACGAUGCUCUCAACCUCUUCAUCGAUGCCGAACACCGCGCUCGCGAUGCUAUCCUGGCCGCCAUGAAGACGGUUGGCGUGUGA